CCGGAGCCCCCCUUCACAUCACCCCCUCCGCAGCAAUGUGCCGCCCCCCGCCGCCGCUCCGCCUGCUCCUCGCCCUCCUCAGCAUCCUCCUGCCGCCGUUGCUGCUGUUGCUGCUGGUGCCGCCGCCGCCGCGCCUGGCCGCGAUCGCCGCCGGAGCCGGGACCCGCCGCGCCCUGCCCGCCGGCCCCACAUGUGCAGCCUCACGCCAGGCUGCCUGCGGUGCCAUCUGCAUCCCCGUACCCUGGCUCUGCGAUGGCGAGCAGCAGUGUGCUGACGGGACGGACGAGCAGUGCGACGUUGCCUGUGGUGGGGACCCCCAUGUUUGGCAGUGUGACGAUGGCCGGUGUGUUUCUAGCAGUUGGCGUUGUGAUGGUGUUGCUGACUGCAUGGAUGGCUCUGAUGAGCAGGACUGUGUGUGCGGGGCAAAGAAGGUGCAAUGUCCUGGCACCCACCACUGCAUCCCACACUGGGAGUUAUGCGAUCGGCACCAGGACUGUGAGGACGGCUGGGAUGAGGAAGGGUGUCCCCAGCAGCCAUGUCUGCCUGGGCAGUGGCAGUGCAGGAACAGGGUGUGCAUCAUGGCUGAGUGGAAAUGCAAUGGGAUUGAUGAUUGUGGCGAUUCCUCAGAUGAAGAUGUCUGUGCUCCCUGCCCACCUGGCAUGGUGCGGUGCGACGAGGGAAAGUGUAUCCUGGAGUCCCUGAUGUGCAAUGAUGAGGAUGACUGCCUGGACGGCACCGACGAACCCAGCACAUGCGGUCGGAGCUGCUUUGUACGCAACGGGGGCUGCGCGGAGACGUGUACUGACACGCACUGGGGAGUGCAGUGCUCCUGUGGGGCUGGCUGGAUGCUGCAGGCGGAUGGACAGAGCUGUGCUGAUGUGGACGAGUGCUCCCUGGAGUACAGCCCCUGCAGCCAGCUGUGCAGCAACACCCCAGGUGCUUUCAGCUGCUCCUGCCUCCCAGGCUACACCCUGUGGCACAACACGGCCUGCGAAGUAUCAGACAAUGCAACGCAGAUCCUGGUGGCUGUGGGGGAGGACCUGGCCCUUCUAGAUGUGCGGACCCAAGUCUACCGGCCCCUGCUCUCCACUGAGACUGAACCCCGAGCCCUGGUGUAUGACCUGCUCCGAGAAACUUACUACUGGCUCACAGAGGACGGCGAGCUUCGUGUUCACCACCCUGGGAAGGGCACGCAGUCCCUCUACCCAGAUGCCGAGGAAGUGAACAGCAUCUCCGUGGACUGGUUCACAGGGCAGCUGUACUGGGCCAGCAGCCACCCUCCAGCCAUCUGUGCAGGGCUGGGUGAUGGCCGGGGCUAUGUGACGGUGCUGGGUAAGGAUGUGGUACCAGAGCAGCUGACAGUGCAUCCUGCUGCAAGGUCCCUGUACUGGGUUAACCGUGGGCAGAGGGGCCGAACAGUCAUUGCUGCAGCUGGUAUGGAUGGCUCAAACCGGCGGGAGCUUACUGUGGUGUCCAUGGAGGAGCCUGUGGGGCUGAGCCUGGACCAUGUGGCCAGCAGGCUGUACUGGAUCAGCGAGUACAAGGAGUCCAUUGAGACGCUGCGAGUGGAUGGCGGCGGGCGGCACUCCUUUCCUGCUGUCCUGCGGAGCCACACGGAGCCGCUGGGCCUGGCUGUGUUCGAGAGCCGGUUCUUCUGGACCGAUGGCAUGGAGCUGGUGUCGGCCACCCGGGCCUCUCCCCGGGAGCACGCGGUAUUGCUCCGUGCUCCUGUUUCAGCUUUCACUGUCCUACACGUGCUGCAGCAGCCCCCCCGGGAUACUGCUGCUUGUGCUCCUGGCCUGUGCAGUCACCUUUGCCUCCUGUCCCCUGUGCACCCUCGGGGCUACAAGUGUGCAUGUCCAGAGGGUCUCUUCCUCCUGCCCUCUGGGAAGUGUGAAGAGCUGUCCAUCGUGUAUGCAUCAGGGAAGACCAUCUCCCUGGUGCAGGUGGGUCCUGGAGCACACAGCAAACGGGUGCAGGAGUGGCAGGAGCCCCUCCAUCUGCAGGAUGUGGACUGGCAGAGGUCAGUGCUCUAUGGGACAGAUGAUCGUGGGACACUGCUGCGUGUUGUGGGACACCCUGGCCAGAGAGAGGCCAUUGCAACUGGGCUGCCAGUGUGCUCUGUUCGUGUGGACAUCCGCUCGGGGGACCUGUACUGGCUCGCAUGUAACCGGAGGGACAUCGGAGUGAUCCGGGCGUCUGAUAUGUCCUCGCGCAUCCUGCACCGUUCUUACAGCAGCAUCCAGCACCUCUUCUUGGACUGGCAGCGGGGCACUCUGUACUGGCUAGCUGGUGGACAGCCCCUGCAGCAGCUCAGCCUGGCUGGGGGUGCUCCGUGGGAUGCAUGGAACGAGACAUGGCCUGGAGACCUGCCUGCAGCCAUGGAUAGCAGAGCCUUCAGCUUGCUGUGGAGCUCAUCCCUAGGCCUGCGGGCACUGAGUCUGACCAAGCAGCAAGCAGUCACCCUGGCACCCAGCUGGUCCCAUGGCCUUGUGGCUGCCUUCGAGCCAUACCUGGUGUCUGCAAAUGGGACAGCUCUGCUGCUGUGGGACCGGAGGACGCUGUCCCUUGUGGUGUCCAUACCAGCAGCAGGUGUGCAGGGAGUGGUGGCCUUCGUGGUCUCGGAGCCGCAGGCUGUGCUACCAAGCAAGGGGUCUGCCCUGCCACUCCCUCCCCCUGUGACUACCACUACAAGAACAGCUACAAGUACCACUGCUGCUCAGCCCACCACCUCCACCACGAGACCUACGCCAAGCAGGACCACCACCACUGCCCUCACCACUACUGCACCCAACAGCAAGGCUACCACAACACCAUCCACCACCAGCCAGUCCACAUUGACCAAAACCACUCCUGCACCAACCACUGUACAGACCAUACCAACCAAGACCACCACUGUGCGGCGAGCCACCACCAGCAUCACCAGCACCACCAGCACCACUCAGUCCUUGCCAACCAGGACCAGCACCACACAGCCAGCUACUACCACUCGGCGCACAACCAGUCCUGCACAGGUAGUGCCACCUACUUCAUCCCUCCCAUCCAGCCCUGCAUACCGCCUGACCCCAGUCCUCCGUCUGUCCUGUCCUCGCACGCAUGUGCCCUGCCGUGAUGGCACCGAGUGCGUGGCCCAGGAGUAUAUGUGUGAUGGGGAGAAAGACUGUGCUGAUGGCUCUGAUGAGGAUGGGUGUGCCCAGCUCUGUGACACCCCAGGGGCCUUCCACUGUGCAAGCGGAGCUGUGUGCAUUGGGGCUGGGGAGCGCUGUGAUGGGGUGCCCCAAUGCCCCGAUGCCUCAGAUGAGACAGGCUGCUGGAGCCCCACACAGGAGUGUGCCCUGCGCUGUGAUGGUGCCACCCGCUGCAUCCCAGAGAGCUGGCUGUGUGAUGGCCAUGCCGACUGCCUGGACCACACCGAUGAGCAGGGCUGUGUGCCAAAAGAGUGUGGCCCUGCCGAGUUCCCCUGCCAGAAUGGGCAGUGUGUGGCCUUGGCCCUGCGCUGUGAUGGUGACCGUGACUGCCGGGACGGCUCGGAUGAGGAGGGCUGUGCCAUGCCCCGGCCACUGCUCUGUCGUACAGGCGAGGUGGCAUGUCCCCACAGUGGGGAGUGUGUGCCAGAGGCCUGGCUCUGCGACGGUGCUGCUGACUGCACGGAUGGCUCAGAUGAGCAGGGCUGUCGCUGGGAGGAAGGAUUGUGCAGGGACCGGCAGUGGGGCUGCUCCCAUGGCCAUAAGUGCAUCCCUGAUGUCUGGCGCUGUGAUGGAGAGAGUGACUGCACAGAUGGCAGCGACGAGGCUGGCUGCCAACCUGCUCCCUGCCAGAGUGAUGAGUACCCAUGUGGGCGGGAGGCCUGCCUGAAUGCAUCCUUGGUGUGUGAUGGCCAGCAGGACUGCGCGGAUGGCUCAGAUGAGGGGAGGAACUGCUCAGUGCCCUGCCAGCGGUCCUGCGCUCAUCUCUGCUACCCAUCACCCCGGGGCCCUCGGUGUUGGUGUGGCUCGGGCUAUCGUCUGGCUGAUGACGGUCUGUCCUGUAUGGACAUAGACGAGUGCACAGAGCAGGGUGAGGAAGCCUGCAGCCAGACAUGCCUCAAUACUCCAGGGUCUUACAACUGUAGCUGUCUCCCUGGCUACCUGCUGGAGCCUGAUGGCCGCAUCUGCAAACUCACUGGACCAGAGCCCCUGUUGCUGGUGGCUGUGCAGUCGGAAGUGCUGUCCUAUGGCCUGCGGAGCGGACGUGAGGAGGUGCUGCUGGCUGCUGACAAGGAUCGCGUUGUCUUCUCGCUUGACUAUGACCUGGUGGAGAGGAAGAUCUUCUGGAUGGACCUGGCCACAGAAAGCAUCCGCUGGCAGGGCCUUGACUCGGGGAAGAAAGGCACACUGGUGAAAGGUGUAAAAUCAGACUGUAUAGCAGUGGACUGGCUUGGGAGGAACCUGUACUGGACAGAUGGGGCAGCAGGGCAAGUGCUGGCCACUCGUCUGGGAGCUACCUGGAGAGGGACACCAGAAUACACUGUGGUGAUGGAUGGAGACCUGGACCAGCCCCACUCCCUGGUGCUCCAGCCUCUGGCAGGGCUGCUGUACUGGUCAGAGGUGGGGAGCCAUCCACGGCUGAUGGAGGCCACUAUGGACGGGAGCAGGCGGCACAUGCUGCUGGCCCGGGGGCUGGGCUGGCCCACUGCACUGGCCCUCGACCUCCCCACCUGGAGGAUCUUCUGGCUGGAUGAGAAGCUGGGCAGCAUCGGUUCUGCCCAUCUGGAUGGCACUGGUGUAAAGGUCCUGCAGCUGAGCUGGGUCCGGAGCCCCUUUGCAGCAGCUGUGUGCGAGGGGCAGCUCUACUGGUCAGAGAGGAAGGCAUGGUCCGUGCAGCAGGUGGACAAGGCCAGCGGCAAGAACAGGACCGUGCUGCUCAAGAGACACGGGCAGCCCCAUGGCCUCCAGGUGAUGCACCCAGAGCUGCGCCCUGUGGCCUCUAACCCAUGUGUGGCACGUGGCUGCUCCCACCUUUGCCUGCUGAGCGCCAGACACGUUGGGCAGUGCCGGUGCCCUGCCGGGCUGACUCUGGCCGCCGAUGAGACCACUUGCCUGCCCCUCCGCGACUCAGCCUUUGCCCUCCUGGUGUCCCAGGCAGCUGUGGUGCAGGUCUACCUGAAGGACCUGCCCACGAUGGCUGGAUCCCAAGGUUUCCCUCCACACCGGGCCCUGCCCUUGGCCAAAGUGGUCCACCUGACAGCCAUCGACUAUGCAGUGAAAGACAAGAGCCUGUACUUUGCAGAGGUGGAGGGUGACUCCAUCGGGCUGCUGCGCCUGAAGGACUCAGGCCGGCUGUCCUGGAAGCAAGUGGUGGCUGUGGAGGGCAUGGUGACAUCCCUGGCCCUGGACUGGCUGAGUGGGAACCUGUACUGGAUGGGGGGGCAGCCGCCCAGCAUCCACGUGGCAGCUUCUGGGGGGCGGUGGGCCCUGGCACUGCUCAGCAAGGGGCUGCAGGGCGCUGCCUGGCUGGCACUGUGCCCUCGCGCCUCCACCAUGUGCUUUGUCACAGCGGCUGGCAACCGCGGGCCCGGUGCUGUCGUGGAGUGCGCAGCCAUGGACGGCACCGGCCGCAGGGUGCUCUGGAGGAGAGCCCGGGCUCCCACUGGCCUUGCCUUUGGGGGUGUUGGCACCCGGCUGUACUGGGCAGACCGUGAGAGAGGCACCAUCAACAGCAUCGAGCUGGACGGGUCCCGUCCCCGGGUGGUGCGGGAGGGACUGCAUGGCCUCUCCCUCUUUGCCAUUGGAGAAGGCUUUCUGCUCUGGAGUACGACCUCAGCCAACGGGUCUAGCAGGAUCUGGCACAGCCGUCUGGAGCGGGUUGAGAGCUGGUGGUUCCCAAUGGAGCAAGAGUUGGUAGCCAUGAAGAUUUACAGCCAGUUCUCUCAGGAAGGCACCAACGGCUGUGCGAAGAACAAUGGCGGCUGUGCCCAGCUCUGCCUGCCCAACCCUGCAGGGCGGCUGUGCCGCUGCUCCCCUGGCUACCGCCUGGUGCGAGGGGUGGAAUGCACCAAGGCACUGCCCUGCCCGGCCCCGCUCCAGGCCUGUCCUGACCUCCAGACCUGCAUCUCCAGAGAGCAGGUCUGCGAUGGGCACCCCAACUGUGCUGAUGGCUCUGAUGAGUCUGACUGUGAGUGUCUGCCCGCAGCCGGUGUGUGCAGGGGUGCUGCCUGCCCAGUUUCCCCCAGUUCGGGAAGGGGGGUCUCACCUGUGACUGAUCUAUGUCCACCCCGCUAG
Pezoporus flaviventris is the source of this 6260-nucleotide messenger RNA. RefSeq names its product prolow-density lipoprotein receptor-related protein 1-like. The transcript has 30 exons. The coding region runs from base 36 to 6260 and encodes 2074 amino acids. The record is from RefSeq and is a predicted model, not a curated record. NCBI's taxonomy places the organism in Eukaryota, Metazoa, Chordata, Aves, Psittaciformes, Psittacidae. Gene Ontology annotation, molecular function: calcium ion binding; protein binding.